CGUCGCGGCAAUUAUCUCCAGCUGAGGUUUGGGGGUUUGUCGCUCCAGCUAACGCAAAGAAAGACUGUUGUACUGAAUUCCCUUCGUAGUAUACCCCUCAGAGAGGCAUUAGACAAAGGCAACAGUCCACUUUACUUCUCAUUACUCACGUAGCACCAGGAAUGGAUAAGAAGUCUUGUCCUGAGGGAGAAAAGUUUGACAACUUAGUCCACAUGUGUGUGCCCAGCAAGUCACUAAUGAGAUCUAACCCUGAUCCACCAAAAGAGCCGCCCCUGACUGUCGUGAACCAGCUCAAAGCCAUAAACACCACUGUCAAGCCCAACUCGAUGGUGGUGCUGAGUCCGACUCUGUGGAUUUCUGUGGUCCUGGUCGUGGUGGGGUCCAUCUUGGCUUUGACUCUUUGGUUUAUCAUUUACAAGCGACAGACCAGACGCAGCAGCACCUCCGAGGAUGGCAUGCCAAGACAGGAACUUCUUCAGAAAGCGCAGCCACCUGCCAAACUGCACCCUCUGCCCUCAGAAAGAAACGGUCAAGCUGAGAUAUUUCAGAGAGCGGCAGAGGCCCCGUCACCCUGCUCUCACGUGCACUCUGGGAGCCAAACAGGCUCAGAGUGGGAGAAUGGCUUCACAGCUUGCAGGGACCUCAUGAUGCGUGGUGGAGCAGAGGUGGGCAGAGACUCGCCUGCAUGCAGCACAAUGGCGGAGCACAGGAUCCCACUUCCUGCCACAGAGCUGGGUGGCACUGCUUUAGUUACAACUAAAACCAUGUAAGGCUGCGGGUGUGUGGUCGUACUCUUUAAGCACGCUGUGGGGAAACACAUUUGUUUGCUCACUAACAUUGUGGCCACACCUCUCCCUUUUGUGGGCAAAAAGCAAGUUCAUUAAACCUUAGAGUGAAGACUUGGCUUCAGGUUGGGGUACAGCUUUCAUGAGUACUGAGAGGGGUGUCCAUGAAAAGUGAGGUCGAAGUAAUAUUCUCUAAAGAGAUGAAAACACAACUGUGUUCUUAAAAACUUAUAUUCACUGCAUUUAUUCUGCACGUUGUACUCAGUAUACUGAGAUUUCUGUUUCUACCAUGUUUUUAUGGGUUUUUUUUAAAUAAGAUU
Pelmatolapia mariae (spotted tilapia) is the source of this 1105-nucleotide messenger RNA. RefSeq lists its product as uncharacterized. The record is from RefSeq and is a predicted model, not a curated record. The coding region runs from base 162 to 770 and encodes 202 amino acids. Gene Ontology annotation, cellular component: external side of plasma membrane. The transcript is spliced from 4 exons. NCBI's taxonomy places the organism in Eukaryota, Metazoa, Chordata, Actinopteri, Cichliformes, Cichlidae. Gene Ontology annotation, molecular function: signaling receptor activity. Gene Ontology annotation, biological process: tumor necrosis factor-mediated signaling pathway; T cell costimulation; B cell costimulation.